GUGUGUGUGUGUGUGUGUGUGUGUGUCAGUCAGAAGGGGGCGCCUGUCGGCUCGUGGAGCGCGCGCUCGCAGCGCAACAGAGUAUCGGAGCGAGACGCGGAGAGAGAGCAUGGGGCGCGCGGAUCGUCUGGAAUAAGAAACAUCUCCCAACACUUCCAAAAACUUUCUCAACUCGGCCGAUAGAUAUGGAUACCAUCAUUUUGAGCUUGUUACUCCUGCAUUCGGCGUUUGGAAGCACGGGAGCCCAGUACAUACCCGCUCAAAUGGGACACGCGGAGAAAGGCGGCUGCACGUUUGAUGAUGGUCCAGCACAGUGUGACUACCAGCAGGAUCCUUACGACGACUUCGACUGGACACACGUCAGCGCUCAAGAAGUGCCCUACCUGCCCUCUGACCUGCCCCAGGGCUCGUACAUGAUGGUGGACACCUCACAGCACGAUUAUGGAGAAAAGGCUCGUCUGCAGCUGCCCGUGAUGAAAGAAAACGACACUCACUGCAUCGACUUCAACUAUCUCCUGUACUGCCCUGACGGCUCCAGUCCCGGGACGCUCAAUGUUCUGGUGAAGGUUAAUAAAGGACCGCUGGCCAAUCCCAUCUGGAACGUCACUUCCUGCAAUGGCAAAGGCUGGAUGAAGGCGGAGCUCGCUGUCAGCACUUUUUGGCCCAAUGAAUAUCAGGUCAUCUUCGAGGCAGAGGUGACAAACGGCAGAAGAGGUUUCAUUGCCAUUGAUGACAUCCAGGUGCUCAGUUACCCAUGCGAUAAAUCGCCUCACUUCCUGCGUUUGGGGGAUGUAGAGGUGAAUGCCGGACUGAACGCCACGUUCCAGUGCAUCGCCACUGUCCGUGAUGCUGUCAACAACAAACUCUGGCUGCAGCGGCGUAACGGAGAGGACAUUCCAGUGGCAGAGAAGAAGAACAUCAACCACAGGAAGUUUGCGGCCUCUUUCCGACUGAGAGAAGUGAGCAGCCAGGACCAGGAUCUGUACCGCUGCGUCACCCAAUCAGAGAGAGGAUCCGGCGUCUCCAACUUUGCUGCUCUCAUUGUCAGAGAGCCCCCGAGACCCAUCGCUCCACCUCAGCUGCUGGCCGUGGGGCCCACCUACCUGCUAAUCCAGCUAAACGCUAACUCCAUAUUUGGGGACGGCCCCAUCGUUAUGAAGGAGGUGGAGUACAGGAUGACGUCUGGAAGCUGGACAGAGACCCACGCCGUCAGUUCACCCAAUUACAAGCUGUGGCACCUGGAUCCCGACACCGAGUACGAGAUUCGAGUGCUGCUGACCCGUCCCGGAGAGGGGGGAACCGGACAGCCCGGGCCGCCUCUCAUCACCAGAACCAAGUGUGCAGAACCCAUGCGGACCCCCAAGAGUCUGAAGAUCGCAGAGACGCAGGCGCGCUUCAUCGCCGUGGACUGGGAGUCGCUGGGCUACAACAUCACCCGCUGUCACACCUUCAACGUCACCAUCUGCUACCACUACCACAAAACCAACCAGAGCAAAGCCGACUGCCUGGAGAUGGACCCCAAAGCCCCCCGACACGUGGUGGGCAACCUGCCGCCCAACACCAACGUCAGCUUGAAGAUGAUCCUCACCAACCCUGAGGGACGCAAAGAGAGCGACGAGACCAUCAUCCAGACAGAGGAGGACGUGCCCAGUCCAGUUCCCAGGGAGUUUGUGAGAGCGACUCCAUCAGAGGAUAAAAUCUCACUGCAGUGGAAAGAGCCUCUGGAGCCCAACGGCAUUAUAACCCUGUAUGAGAUCAGCUACAGUAGCGUGCAUUCGUUCGACCCGUCAGUGCCGCUGUUGCGUCCGCCUGUUCUGGUGUCUUUACCAAGGAACACGUCACGUCACAACUUUACACAGCUGCAUUCUGGAACCACCUACCAGUUCCUGAUCCGGGCCAGUACCAGCAAGGGAUACGGACCCCCAACCACACUCAACGUCACCACCAACAUAUCAGCACCUACUCUAGAGGAGUACGAUGGGUCGGAGGCGUCCCUGAACGAGACGGCCACUACCAUCACCGUCCUGCUGAAACCUGCCCAGGCUAAAGGAGCUCCCAUCAGCGCCUAUCAGAUCGUCGUGAGGGAGAUCACCCCGCACCGUGCACGGCGGGAGGCCAGCGGCGGGGAGUGUUACCGUGAGCCGGUGUCCUAUCAGACCGCGGCCAGCGCUGGGCUGCCGUAUUACUUCGCUGCAGAGCUUCCUCCCAGGAAUCUCCCAGAACCGCUGCCGUUUACUGUGGGAGACAACAAGACGUACCACGGCUACUGGAACGCCCCGCUCGCCCCCCGCAAAAACUACAACAUCUACUUCCAGGCGGUCAGCAGCGUGGAGAAGGAGAGUAAAACGCAGUGUCUGAAACUGGCUUUUAAAGGGGCCACAGAGGAGCCGGAGGUGAUUCCAGACCCGGCCAAACAGACCGACCAAGUGGUGAAAAUUGCUGGCAUCAGUGCAGCCGUGCUGGUCUUCAUCCUCCUGGUGCUCGUGGCCAUCCUGCUGGUGAAGAAGAGGAGGAGCUACUAUUCGUACUCAUAUUACCUGAAGCUGGCCAAGAAGCGCAAGGACGCCAUCGGAAACACCCGUCAGGAGAUGACGCACAUGGUCAACUCUAUGGAUCGCAGUUAUGCAGACCAGAGCACCCUGCACGCUGAGGAGCCCACGUCCGUCACCUUCAUGGACUCGCACAACUUCAGCAGCCGCUUGCCUAAUGACCCUCUCGUGCCGACAGCUGUAUUAGUGCCUAUCACUGACGAGAACCACACGGCCGCGGCCGAGAACAGCAGACUGCUGGACAUCCCGCGCUACCACUGCGAGGGCACCGAGUCGCCCUAUCAGACCGGACAGCUCCAUCCUGCCAUACGGGUGGCCGACCUGCUGCAGCACAUCAACCUGAUGAAGACCUCCGACAGCUACGGCUUCAAGGAGGAGUAUGAGAGCUUCUUUGAGGGUCAGUCUGCUACCUGGGAUGCAGCAAAGAAAGAACAAAAUCGAACCAAGAAUCGAUAUGGGAACAUCAUUGCAUACGAUCAUUCUCGAGUGAUCCUGCAGCCAAUGGAAGACGACCCGUCCUCCGACUACAUAAAUGCCAACUACAUUGAUGUAAGUGGCGAUGCCGCCUCCUCCUCCAUUGGCGAACGUGUGAGAAACGUCUCUCCCUCCCUCAUUUGGCUGUACAGGGAUGGAUACCAGAGGCCCAGCCAUUACAUCGCAACUCAAGGCCCUGUCCACGAGACGGUGUACGACUUCUGGAGGAUGAUCUGGCAGGAGCAAUCGGCCUGUGUCGUCAUGGUAACCAACCUAGUGGAGGUGGGCCGGGUGAAAUGUUAUAAGUACUGGCCAGAUGAUGCUGAGGUUUAUGGAGAUUUUAAAGUGACAUUUGUGGAGGUGGAGCCGCUUGCAGAAUACGUGGUCAGGACUUUUACUCUGGAGAGGAGGGGUUUUAAUGAGGUGCGAGAGGUAAAGCAGUUUCACUUCACUGGCUGGCCCGAUCACGGAGUCCCGUAUCACGCCACAGGACUGCUGUCAUUCAUCCGACGAGUCAAGAUAUCCAACCCUCCCACCGCUGGGCCUAUCGUCGUCCACUGCAGUGCGGGAGCCGGCCGCACAGGAUGUUACAUCGUGAUUGACAUCAUGCUGGACAUGGCAGAGAGAGAAGGAGUAGUGGACAUCUACAACUGUGUGAAAGCUCUGCGCUCCAGACGCAUCAACAUGGUUCAGACCGAGGAGCAGUAUAUUUUCAUCCACGAUGCCAUCCUGGAGGCGUGUUUGUGUGGCGAGACGGCGAUUCCCGUCUGCGAGUUCAAAGCCGCGUACUACGACAUGAUCCGCAUCGACUCUCAGAGCAAUUCCUCUCACCUCAAAGAUGAAUUCCAGACGCUGAACUCAGUGACUCCUCAGCCUCAGCCUGAAGACUGCAGCAUUGCGCUCCUUCCUCGAAACCACGACAAGAACCGUUUCAUGGACAACCUCCCGCCCGACCGCUGCCUGCCCUUCCUCAUCACCAUCGACGGAGAGACCAGUAACUACAUCAAUGCAGCACUCAUGGAUAGCUACAGACAGCCGGCCGCGUUCAUCGUGACCCAGCAUCCCUUACCCAACACCGUCAAGGACUUCUGGAGGCUGGUGUAUGAUUAUGGAUGCACCUCCAUCGUCAUGCUAAACGAGAUUGAUUUGGCUCAGGGUUGUCCUCAGUACUGGCCGGAGGAGGGGAUGCUACGAUACGGUCCAGUACAGGUGGACUGCAUAUCCUGCUCCAUGGACUGUGAUGUCAUUAGUCGUCUUUUCAGGAUAUGCAACCUGACCAGGCCUCAGGAGGGUUACCUGAUGGUCCGUCAGUUCCAGUACCUGGGAUGGGCGGGUCAUAGGGAAGUCCCCGCCUCCAAGCGCUCGUUCCUGAAGCUGAUCCUGCAGGUGGACAAAUGGCAGGAGGAGUGUGAGGAGGGCGAUGGACGCACCAUUAUACACUGUCUGAACGGAGGCGGCCGCAGUGGGAUGUUCUGUGCCAUCAGUAUUGUGUGUGAAAUGAUAAAGCGGCAGAAUGUAGUUGACGUCUUUCAUGCUGUGAAGAGUCUGAGAAACAGCAAGCCCAAUAUGGUGGACAGCCCGGAGCAGUACCGCUUCUGCUAUGAUCUGGCUCUGGAGUACAUCGAGACGUCAUAAUGGAGAUGUCAUCUCAUACAGACACGUGUGUGUGUGUGUGUCAGCAGCACACACUCGGCUUAUUUUACAUGUGACACGGGGUGUGUGUGCCCUGUAAAUGUCUCAGUUUGUGCAUCCGUGUUGACUUUCAUCAAAUUAAAGUGCCGGCCACCGGGACGAGGUCAUGUUUUUUAAUAUGAAUGUUUUUUUUAUUUUUUUUUUAUUUUGUGCAGCCAUCUGAAACAGUAAGCCCGAGCUGUUGCAUGCUGAAGACACUCUUAUUUCUUUGUCUAUAUCACUGUUCCUGUUAAUAACCGUGUAUAGUAGUACUCAUGUAAAUGCACACUGUUUUGAGCGUGUGACUUUGGCUCGAGAAGACUGCAUUCCUCACUAAUGGCUGGUUUAUUAUGUGUUCUUUUGAUUUCUGGUAGCAGACGAUGACCAUAAGCCAAAGACUUGUGUAAAUAUGUGUAUAGGGAUGAAGCACAUUGUUUGUAUUUAUUGUUUACUUGCAUUAUUGAAAGCUCAAAACAAUCAUUACCAUUCCCCGUUCAGACUCAAUUUUCACUGCUUUGUAGAUUUUACGUAUGAGAUGGAUUUAAGUAGUGUUAUUUUUGAUUGUGUUUGAAAAUUGUAUUUUCUCUUUAUUUAGAAAUCUUUUACAUGCUAUCGUGGUUUGCUUUAUGUAAAUGAUUGUGAAUUGUUCCUUUGCAGAGGAGAAAAGAGAAGAGCUCUAUUUUUUCUGACGGUUUCACAUUUGUAUUGUGCUGGAAAUGGGAGCGAAAAAAAAAAAAACACAAUGAAGUGUAUGAAUUAAAAUAUACACAGUAUUAGACUCUAGUGUAUU
Messenger RNA from Carassius auratus (goldfish), 5484 nucleotides. RefSeq names its product protein tyrosine phosphatase receptor type K. The transcript is spliced from 35 exons. The record is from RefSeq and is a predicted model, not a curated record. Gene Ontology annotation, cellular component: membrane. Gene Ontology annotation, biological process: protein dephosphorylation. NCBI's taxonomy places the organism in Eukaryota, Metazoa, Chordata, Actinopteri, Cypriniformes, Cyprinidae. Bases 186 to 4658 code for a protein of 1490 amino acids. Gene Ontology annotation, molecular function: protein binding; protein tyrosine phosphatase activity.